Messenger RNA from Penaeus vannamei (Pacific white shrimp), 2768 nucleotides. RefSeq names its product neprilysin-1. Gene Ontology annotation, cellular component: plasma membrane. The record is from RefSeq and is a predicted model, not a curated record. Gene Ontology annotation, molecular function: metalloendopeptidase activity. Gene Ontology annotation, biological process: protein processing. NCBI's taxonomy places the organism in Eukaryota, Metazoa, Arthropoda, Malacostraca, Decapoda, Penaeidae.
AUGCCAUGCUUGGUCACACAAGAUGGAGAUAAUGACAGGACGAGAGAAUGACGUGGCGGAAACAUCGGGCGUCCUUCGAAGGGCGUGGGGGCGCAGGACUCCCCUAGAAAAGGUGCUCCUUGCGAUAUCUGGGGUGGCGGUGUUGGCCUGUAUGGCGAUGGUGGGGAUCCUUGCUACGUCUGGCUCUCAAACCCCUCGGACGCUCUCUGCCGACAUGCUCCCAUCACAGGCAAAGGAGUCACAGACAAGGCUGACUGCUGAGGUGAUUCAUGAUAAUUUUUUGAAGUUCAUGGAAGUUCAUGAUGAUAAGGCCCACAGGCUCCCUGUAUAUAACACUCAAACUGCGUCGGGCAAAGUGGAGAUCUGCAGUACUGAAGAAUGUGUUCUAGCUGCUGCAGACAUCUUAGAGGCAAUGGAUACCUCAGUUGAUCCUUGUGACAACUUCUACCAGUUUGCAUGUGGCGGCUGGGAGCAGAAAAACCCCGUUCCGGAUGAGUCUUCAAGAUGGAGCCAGUUUGACCUUCUUCGACGUGAGCUGAGCAAUGCUCUGAGUGUCAUACUUGAAGAACCAGAGGCUGCUGAUGAACCCUCACCCCUGAAAAAGGCUAAAGUCAUGUUCUCUGCCUGCAUGAAUACAACUGCUCUAGAAGAAGCCGGCCUUAAAUACCUAACGGACUUCCUCUCGCUGUAUGGUGGAUGGCCCAUGACUUCAACAGAUUGGAGUGAAAAGAACUUUGACUGGCAGUUCACAGUCGCUGAUGGAAGGAAGACGCUUGGCAGUGCAUAUCUAUUGAGCGUGUGGGUGUUUGCUGAUCAGAAAGACACUGACACGACAGCCUUGUACACUGAUCAAACCUCACUGGGGCUGCCAAGAUCUGUGCUGAUUAAUCCUUCCAACUAUGAGGAGCGAAUCAACGCCUACAAAACUUACAUGGCUGAGACCGCAUCUAUCAUGGCCAAACAUCUUGGUCAGUCUGUAAGUAGUGAGGACAUCCAGCUUGAUGUAAAUGCCGUCUUUGACUUUGAAAUGCUCCUUGCCAACAUCACUACCCCUGAUGAAGAUCGGCGAGAUAUUGACCGCAUGUACAAUCCCAUGACGGUGGCAGAGCUGAGUGACCUAACACCUAACACCAGCAUCAACUGGCAGCAACUCCUGUCCAACAUGUUUGCUGUUACUGGAAACCCUAUUGAGAGUACUACGCGGGUUAUUGUACAGGAGGUUGAGUAUAUGAAGAGAAUGGCUAUACUCAUUGACACCACAAACCAGCGGACACUUGCUAACUAUCUCAUGUGGCGUCAUGUAAAGGCCCUUGGUGAUGAGACAAACCAGGAGAUGCGUGAUGCAUCCUUCAAGUAUGCUAUGGUGGCCAAUGGAGUGACUGCAGCUGAACCCAGGUGGAAGGUAUGUGCUGACAAGACCAAUGACUUCCUCGGCAUUGCCCUUGGUACUAAGUACGUUGAGACCUACUUUUCACAGCAGGCAAAGGAUGAGGCCAAUGAAAUGGUGGAAGACAUUCGUUCAGCCUUUAAGGAUCUGCUUGAUGUCAACGAUUGGAUGGAUGAAGCAACCAAACCUCUCGCUAUGGAAAAGGCUAAUGCUAUCUCCAAAUUCAUCGCUUACCCUGACUGGUAUGGAAACGCCACUGCACUUGAACACUUCUAUGACGAUCUUGGUGAUGUCCAUACAGACAGACACUUUAGCAAUGUGUUGACUCUUAGUUCCUGGUGGAGCACAGAUGAGCUGAAUGACUUUGGCCUCCCAACGGAGCGAAGCAAGUGGUUCUCGGCGCCAACCAUUGUCAAUGCCUUCUACAUGCCAGAGUUUAACUCAAUCACUUUCCCUGCGGGCAUCCUGCAGCCACCCUUCUACCGUGCUAAUUCCCUGCAGGCCCUAAACUAUGGGGGUAUUGGCCAGGUGAUUGGACACGAAAUCACUCACGGUUUCGACGACCAGGGCCGACAGAAUGAUAAGAACGGCAAUGCUAUCCCAUGGUGGACGAAUGCCACUUUGGAAUCAUUCAUGGUAAAAGCCCAGUGCAUCGUCGACCAAUACGACAACAUUCGGGUUCCUGAGAUCGAUGACUUCAUGCCAAAUGCCACACUCAAUGGUGUUAAUACUCAGGGUGAAAACAUUGCUGACAACGGCGGUUUAAGAGAAGCCUUUUUGGCCUACCAGAAAUACAUUGACCGCAAUGGAGAAGAACCGCGUCUUCCUGGUCUCGACCAAUACUCCCCCCAACAGAUUUUCUUCCUUUCUAAUGCCAACAUCUGGUGUGGUUCUAUUACCAAAGAGGGUCUUCUGAACCAGGUGCUUACUGACCCUCACUCCCCAGGCAAGUUCCGUGUACUGGUCCCCAUGCAAAACAUGGAAGAGUUCUCGAGUGUGUGGAGCUGUCCUGUUGGCUCUAGCAUGAACCCUGAGAAAAAGUGUAUCGUGUGGUAAUUGAAAUGGGAGGAGUUAGAGUUUAUUUUUCAGUUAUGGUUAUUUUUCAGUAGUAUUACACAUGAACGUGAUGGGUAGAACAAGGAAGGGAUUUAAAGUAUAUUGAUAUUUUCAUUCUUUAAUGUUGUGGACAAGAUGGCUUAGCUUGUGACUUAGACUAGAUAUAAUGUGUGUUUCAUAUGGAAGCAGUCUCUAUGCAACCAUACUCUGAAGUCUGUUUAGUUGAAACAAAUUUCUACGUGAAUUCAUACUUCCAAGUCUUCCUACAGAUUGAGGAAAGUAAAUUUAUUAACAUACUAAGGAUACAAUAAAACAAAUAAAUUUA